Molecule: messenger RNA, 7656 nt
Organism: Symbiodinium sp. CCMP2592
Lineage: Eukaryota; Dinophyceae; Suessiales; Symbiodiniaceae
Source: the annotation of a GenBank genome assembly
AUGGGCUCCUUGUUGCCGCUGUUUAGGGCGGGACGCUUCGAGAGCACACUGUCGGCAUUGGAUCUUGCGGAGUUGGGCUUAGGACUGCUGUUGCGAAGCACUGCGCAGCUUGAUGCACCGUUCUCGAUCUUCAGCAAAGUACAGCUGGGCUUCUUGUCAUUGGUCUCGGACCAUGCAGAGUCCGGACUGUUGCUACCAUUCCAGGGGAUAUCACAAAUGGGCCUGGUUUUGCUUCUCUUCUCCAGCGUUCGUUUGGGGGCCAGUCCCCCUGCUUCUGACUUUGGCCAUCCCGGGCUGCCUCCAUCCUCACACGGUCUUGGCCGUCUGGGCUCCACAGCGUCGGUCUUCCAAACCUGUCGCCUUGGCCCUGCCUUGCUGGUACUGGACCCCACGCUGUUAGGCUCGAUGGCGUUGCUGAGGAGCCUUGCAAGAUUAGACUUCUCAGCACCCGCUCUGGACCCUUUGGCACCGGGCUCCUCCAUGUCCCUGCACAGCCUCGCACAGCCGGAGGCCACAGCAUUACUCUUCGGGAAAGGUUGGCCAGGCUUGCCGAUGCCUGCGUGCGACUUUGCUUUCUCGGGCCUAUCCCCUCCCGUCCGAAGCCGUGCACAACUGGGGCUGGGCAUGUUCAUUUUUAGCAUGGUGCGCACGGAGUUACUCUCGUCCCUGCUUGAUCCCGGUCUUUUUGGCUUUGCUGUGCCACCUAGAGGCCUUGGGCGGCUCGGGUCUACUUUGCUUGCAUCCAGCUGGGUCCGGCUUGAGCUCCCGGCAUUUCUUUCAGACUACACGCUGGUGGGUCUGGUCUCGUUGUUACAAAGUCCUUCUCGCACGGAUUUACCCUUCUCGACCUUCAGCAGCAGUCGGCCCGAAUCUUCACUUUCCAUCCCGGACCAUGUCGAACUGGGUAGUGCUCCGCUCCUGCAAAGCCCCAGCCACUCAGGCUCGCAGCUGUCGCCCCUGGAUUUUGCCGUGGUGGGCCCCCCGCCGCUGUUUCGUUCGAUGGUCCGCUCUGACUCAAGUCUUCUCGUGUUCAGCACCAUGAGGAUAGAAUUCAGUGUUUCGGUGUUGGAUCAUGUUGCGCUCGGCCCUCCGCCACUUCUCCGGUCGCUCACGCGUUCGGGACCCCUCGUGCCAGUCUUGGACUCCGCAAGCCUUGAGCCUUUUCUGCUGCCCCGGUCUCCAGGUCAUCUAGGAUCCAGCCUGCCUGUGUGGAGCACGACACGCUCUGACUUUUCAGCACCGCUCUUGGAUUACUUGCGACCUGAUCCCUCUACGCCACCAAGAGGAACCGGUUGCUUUGGAUCAACUAUCUUCGUUUCCGCUUAUGCGCGAUUGGAGCUGAUCUUGCCAUUGUCGGACUACGCAUGUACUGACUUGGCGGCGCUAGUUCGAAGCAUGUCAUACCUUGGCUUCCCGCCGCCUCUUCCUGACCUCGUCCAGCUUGGUCCAACACCGCCUCUACAAAGUCCCAGCUGGGCUGAUCUUGCUCUGCUUGUAUGUGGCAUCUCAUGGCUAAACUUGAGCCUGCUGAUGCUGGACCCUCUUUUGCUUGAGUUGCCGAUUUCCUUGCGCAGCUCCGCAUGUACCGGCUUAGUUCCGUUGGUCUUGGACUUUUCGAUUCCAGGACCCACUGCGCCAACGCAAUCAUCCUCCCGUCCUGACCUCCCGGCGUUUGCAUGGAGUGCGGCAUGCCUUGGUCCAAUACCUUCACUUCCCGACUUGGCCGAGCCAGGAUUGCUUCCUUUGAUCAGGAGUUUCAAGUGCCUUGACCUCUUGUUUCUGGUCUUCGGGCUCAGCUGCCUUGACCCUGCUACCUUGCUCGUGGACAUGGCUCUUGUUGGACCUCCGUCGCCCUUGCAGUCAUUUAUUUGUGGCGGAUCCCCACUACCGACCUUUGGCAUCAGCUGCUUGGAGCUGCUUUUGCUCUUGCUGGACUUCUUGCAGCUUGGGCCGACCAUGUUGCUGCAGUCUUAUGCACGCCUGGGCCUCGCAUUGCCCGUAGCAUGUGCCUCCCGAUUCGACUUUCUUACGUUGGCCCUGGAUUUCGUUUCAACAGACAGUUCCAUGCCGUUGAGAAACUUCGUUCGAACAGGCCUGGCUGCGCUCAUACUGGAUCUCAUCCAACCUGGCUCAUCCGUGUCACUGCAUCACUUUGGCCGGUCAGAGUUCGCAUUUUCAGUUUUCGGCAUCGGUCCUCCGGUCCUGUUGCCAGAUCAUGUGAUGUUUGGGUCCUUGUUGUCGGUCCGAAACACGGCGGCCUGUUCGGGAUCCCCGACUUUUGUGCACAGCUCGGCCCGACUGGACUUCGCGCUGCCAUUGGUGGACUUUGUGCAUGCCGGACCAGUCGUGUCAACUCGAAGCCUUGCAUGUCUAGGCUUGGCAUUCUUCCUCAUGGGACUUAUGCGGACAGAUCCCAGCGUUCCGACACUAGACCACACGCAGACAGAGCUUCCCACGUUGUUGCAAAGCUUCGCUCACCCUGGAUUGCUUGUGCUUGCGGCAGAUCAUGUCGGUGCAGAACCUGCGCUUUCUUCGCGAAGCUUAGGUAGAAUGGACCUAUCGUUUCCUGUCUUGGGUUGCACGUCGACUGACUCACCCCCUCUGAUUUCGGAUCUCACGGACCUUGGAUUUGUCCUGCCCGCCCGAUCUUACUCUCGCCUGGACUUGGUUCUGCUGCUUCUGGACUUUGUGCAGUUCGAGCUCCCCAUGUCGGCAAGGAAUUCCGCGCAGUCGGGAUCCAGUACCCCUCUUGUCGGCAAUGUUUGUUUGGAGCCAUCUCCGCUCAUUCUGGAUUGGGCCAUUCUUGGUUUCGCACCUCUGGUUCGUAGCUUUGCUUGGGUUGGCAGCGUUUCGCCUGUGCCAGACUUUGGCCAUCUUGACCCGUCACCAUUCACGCGCAGCUUGGCCAGACUUGACUUGCCAGCUUUGAUGCUCGGUGCCGGCUGCUUGGAAUUGGUAUCAUCCGUGCCGGACCAUUCUCACCUGGACAGCUCGGUGUCGUCGCGCUCACUUGUUUGCCUGGGAAGCGUGCUGCUGCCUCCUGAUUUUGUGAUGUCCGAUUCCUCCAUGCCUGUGCAGAACUCCUAUCAGCCUGGCUCAAGCUUGUUCGUUUGUGGAUUGGCUCUCGGCAUGGCUUGCCCCGGCCCAAUCCUACUGGUGCUGGACGUGUCCGAAAUUGGAUCAGCUCCACCGGUGCACAGUUUCGCUUGUCCGGGGUUUGUGUCGUUAGCGCCGGACUUCGUCGCGGUUGACCCAUCACUGCUUGUACAAAGCCGCGCCCGAUUGGGGCUGACAAUGCCCCCAUCUGACUUUCUUGCUCUCGGCAGCAUGCCGUCCGUGCGGUCAUUCUUCCGUUGUGGGUCGUCGACGCUUGCAGCAGGCAGCAGCCGAUCUGGCCUCGCGAUGCCUCUUCCGGAUCUCGGUCACACUGGGCCUUCCAUGCUCGCUAGGUCUUUGGCCCGCUUGGGGCCACCUCUGUUCGCCUUCUCCCUGUGCAACAUGGACCUGUCAAUGCUGGCGUCUGACCACACACACUCAGGCAGCGCUCCAUCGGCGAGAGCAUCCCUCCGAGGUGGGCCUUCGCUGCUAACCUUUGGGAUGUCCCGACUAAGUCUAUCGUUGUCGAUCCCAGACUUCACUGAUAUGGGUCCGCUACUGUCCACACGAAGCCACGCACAGCCUGGACCCUUGUUGCCAACGUCCGACUUCUUGCAGCCAGACCCCAUCCCGCCUGUGCGAAGCCCAGGCCGCAGUGGCUUUCCCUCUUUGAUAUUCAGCUGUACGCGUCCGGACUCACUCUUGCUGUCGUUAGACUACGCAGUGCUCGGGUCAUCCUUGCCUCUUCAAAGUCACACCCGACUCGAAGCUGUAGUUUUAGCACUCGACAGUGCGCACAUCGACUUCGCAUCGUCCCUCCGAAGCAUUGGGCAGCCAGGGCUGUCAUUGCCAGCCUUUAGCAUGACCUCCAUGGGCUUCUCGUCGCUCGCUUCAGACUUUGUCCAGUGUGGCCCGAUCUUAUCUGUGAGAAGUUAUGCUUGGCUUGAACCUACGUCACCUGUGCUAGACCACUUGCAGCCGGGCUUCGUCUUGCCAGCGCGCUGUUCUGCCAGGACUGAUUCUGCCGCACUUGUCUUUGGCAGGGCCAGCAUCGACUUGGCUGUGCCUUUGCUGGACUUUGUUCAGACCGGGUCGGCAUUCCUGCUGAGGUCACCCGCGUGCUCAGAGCCUUUGCUUUCUGUGCCAGAUCCUGCGUACAUUGGCCUGACCACGCUGAUACAAAGUCCCGGCUGUUCUGGAUCAGUGCUGCCAGCCUGUGGGUUGAUACGUGUGGCGCUGGCCCUGUCCGUGCUGGAUCACGUUCAUGUUGGCUUCUCCAUACCAACGAGGUCACUGCUGCAUCUUGAACCAUCUUCUCCCGUGUUGGACUUCGUUUCCUUGGGCUCAUCUUUGCUUAUGAGAUCCUCUACGUAUCUGGGCUUGGCAGCUUCUGCGCUUGACAUGACGGACACCGGCCUGACCGUGUCCCUGCACAAUCCUGCCUGCUCAGGACCAUCUCCUCCUGUCCCCGGUUUGGGCCGCAUGGACUUCUCCAUUCUGGCCUUAGAUGAUGUGAGACUUGGGCUGUCUCUGUCUGCCAGAUCGUUGGCCUGGCUGGACUUAAUUUUGCCACCUCCUGACUUCGUAGUCACGGCAUCUGCUUUGUCCGCACGCAGCCUGUUGUGCUUGGGCUCGACGACCUCUUCACUGGACCCUGCUCAUACUGACAGCUCCGCGUUCACCCGGCAAUUCGUCAGAGGCGGCUCCGCUUCACCUGCUCUGGGCUGCUCUCGAUACGGCUUGUCCAUGUCCGUGUCUGAUUCCCUCCACUUGGGACCUGCACCCUUGCCUCGUAGCCCUUCGCACAUUGGAGCCUCGGUGUUUAUGUUGGGCUGGGCCAGCAUGGGCUUGCCGACACCACUUCGUUCCUUCAACUGCACUGGCUUGCCCGUGCUGGUACCGGAUUCCGUCGAGACAGGCUUUGUGCUUUCCCUACAAGGUCUCUCGUGCUCUGGUUCUGCCUUCUUCAUGUGCGGCUGCACUCGGCCCGGUCUCUUCAUGCUCUUGCCAGACUAUGCAGAACCAGGCCCUCCUCUUCCCAUCCGAAGCUCCGUCCGAUUGGAGUUCGCUUUGCCAUUUCUCGACUUUGCAGAGUUAGGACUGCUGUUGCCACUGCGGAACCUCGUGCGUCUUGGUCCAAGCCCACCUCCUUCCGGGCGAGCUCGUUUGGAUGAUUGGACUUCAGCCCACGACUUCACGAAUCUGGGCUUCGUCCCGUCGUCGCGCAGCAUGGGCUGCUCAGGCUUUGCCUUGCUUGUGCCUGACCUCCUGCUUCCCGGCUCCUUUAUGUCUGCAAGGAGACACAGCUGCCCUGGCUUUGGGCUCUCGGCUUAUGGGUUCGGGAGAUUUGGGCCGACCAUGCCUCCCUUUGAUUACUCCAACUUUGGACCGACCUCUUUCGUCAGGGCUGUCGCGAAGUCCGGCCUCCUCUUCUCAACAUAUGGAGCAACCUGUGGUGCAUCUCUGCCUUCAUCUGAGUAUGCACAUGCGGGUCUGCUUCUACUUGCGAGAAGCUUCACACAAUUAGGGUUUCGGUUGCCCGCCUUCCACAGUGCCGAGCCUGGCAGCCCACUACCGCCUCGAAGCAUGGCUCGCCUCGGUUUUGCCUUCUCUGCCUCUGGUAUGCUGCGUCUAAAUCCUCCAAUGCCAUCAGCUGACCAUAUCGGUGCCGGCCCGUUGAUGCCUCUUCGGAGCUUCGGACGCUUCGGCUUCAAGUUGCCGGCCUACGGUGCAGGACGAUUUGAGCCAUCGCAGUCUGUCUGUGACUUCGUAAACCCGGGCUUGGCAAUGCCCGUGCAAUCGCCAGCACGCACGGGCAGCUCAGCCUUUCUUUUCGGCCUGGCCAGGAUCGGGUCAAGUGUGUUGGUUUCCGACUUCACAAGCUCCGAACCCACUCUCCCUCCGAGGGGUGCAGCUAGCCUUGGCCUGUUCACAUUGCCGUUCGGCAUGACGCGCUUCGAAUGUUCCGCUCCUCUUUUGGACUUCGUGAAUGUCGACUUCUUCAUGUUGCCGCAAAACUGCGCCUGCUCCGGUUCCAAGCUGCCUGCGUACGGAGCCGGUCGCUCCGGAUUCCUCAUGCCUUCGUGUGACUUCGUGAACUUAGGCAGUUCGUCGUCUGUGAGAAACCCUGCAAACCCAGGCUUCAGGUUCUCGCUAUUCAGCUCUUCCAGGUCUGAAUCCUUCCUGCCUGUCGCAGACUUUGCUCUCUUCGGCUCUCUGAUGCCGACCCGCUGCUACGUCAGAUCUGGUGAGCACAUCUCCGUGGCAGGCAUCGCCCGCCUGGCCUCGGCAACCAACAUGGACGAGCAAGCAUUGCUGGGCAGCUCGCCGUUUGUAAGUGCCCACACUCGCAUGGGCCUCGUGUUGCCUAUCUCCGGCAUAGGUGUAUUUGGCUUGAGGUUGCUACUUUUUGACAUGGCUCAGCUAGAACUUUCCUUCCCAGUGCAAAGCCCCAGUCGCUCAGAGUCCUUGCUGUUCAUCUUCGGUCCCGCUUCCCUGCUCUUCGGCAUUGCCCAGUCCAGCCCGCCUCUGUCAGUGUCGGACCCCUCAGGCCCAGGCCUCAUGAUUCCAACAAGAAGCUUUGCCCGACUUGGCUUCUUUGCUCCGCUCUUUGGUUGUGCCGAGUUUGGCUUGCUCUUGCCCGCUUUGGACCGCAGCUCACUAGGUUUUAUUCUGCCGACCAGGUCUACGGCUUGGCUUGGACCGCUGCCAUCCAUGUCUGGUGCAUCUGAACUCGAUCCUUCGCUGUCGAUCCCAGACUGCUCCAGCCCAGGGUCGAUCCUUUCUGUUCAAAGCCUGGGCCGGUGUGGGCUGUUGCUGUUCUUGUUUGGUCUUGGUUGGCCCGACCCAUCCUUGCCAGCAUUUGACUGUGCAAGCCUAGAGUUAAUCUUGCCGCUGCAAUCCUGCACCCGAGUGGAGCCCGUCCUGUUUGCCUUUGGUCUGGGCAACUUUGGAUCGUUCACGCUUGUCUUCGACCUUCUCCACCUGGACUUACCACUCCUUCUGCGCAGCUUCUCACAAAUAGAGCUUGCAGCACCUGCGUUUGGAAUGGGGGAGAUGGACUUUUUGCUUCCUGUCCCGGACAUGAGUGGACUCGACCUGUUUCUUUUUGUGCGUAGCUUGGCCUGCAUGGGCUUCUCGGCCUCGUCGUUUGGAUUUGGCUGCCUGGACAGCCCCCUGUCCGCCUCUGACUACAGCCACCCGGAGCCAGCGCUUCUCGCUCGAAGCCCGGUUUGUUUGGGUCUCGCUGUGCUGUUGUUUGGACUGGGACGCGCUGGCUCUUCUACAUCUGCAUCUGACCUCUUGCACUCAGACUUCGCGCUGCUGCCUCGCAGCUCUGCUUGCCCUGGUUUGGCGGUGUUGACGUCCGGAGUGGUCAACCUCGGCUUCUCUUUGCUGGCGCUCGAUCGUGCACACCUAGGCCUCGCUCCUUCUGCACGGUCACUGGCAAAGAUGGGUUUAGCGGUGCCUUUCUCCGGCCUGGGAUGCCCGGACGCCGCAGCUUCCACCUCCGACUGCGGCCACAUGGGCUUUACCUUACUGCUUCGAAGCGCAGCCUGA